AUGUCGUCCGCAUGGAAUCAACAAAACCAAGGCUACCCGGCCGUACCACCUACCCUGAACGCCAACAACAACUUAGAGAUGCACGAUUACAACUCGCAUCAAGGCGCUCCUCCAAAUACGAUCCCCAACUACACCCCCUACCUUGGUCUUCGAGCACGUCUAUCGCAAGUAUGGAUCAACAGAUGGACUAUCUUACUAAUUCUCAUCAUUGUUCGCCUCAUCCUCGCAACUAAAGAGAUCGAUAGCGGUGUCACAUCCGCCAAAGGCGAAGCACUAUCAGCAUGUACGAGUGUCGAGCAUGUUGGUAGCGCCAUGGCAUCCAUGCCACAUUAUCUCGCAGGUGGUGUUAAUUCGAUGGCGGCUGAUGGCAUCACCAAAGCUGUUAAUGGAAUGAUGGGGAUGUUAAUGCUCACUGUCACCGGACUGGAGGAGAUAAUACUAUUCUACAUCAACAUGAUGACUUCGACCUACGUCUGUUUGAUUACCCUCGUCAUCUCUGGAAGUUUGCAUGCAGCCAUCGAUAUGAUCGAGCAAGUCGGCGAUUUCAUGAACAAGAGCAUCAGCGGCAUUACCGGCGAUAUGGCCAGCGACGUUAAGGGUUUCCAAGACACCCUCAAUACCUUCCUUGGCGCUCUCAGUAUCCCAACUGGUUUGUUGGGAAGCUCGAAAACCCCACCAAAGAUUGAUCUCAGCUCCCAGAUCGACAAAUUAAAUAGCAUUCAGAUCGACCCUACCAAAAUGGAUGCCGAUCUUACCAAACUUAACGCCUCUAUCCCAACCUUUGCCGAUGUACAAAAUUUCACCAACAGCGUUAUCCGAUUCCCAUUCGAGGAGGUCAAGAAGCUCAUCAACGAAUCACUGGCCGCAUACACCUUUGACAAAUCCGUGUUCCCGACUCCUGAGAAAAAAGCAUUGACAUUCUGUUCGGAUAACUCCAAGAUCAACGACUUCUUCUCAGGUCUAACCAAGGUCAUCUCCAAAGCUCGCACAAUAUUCCUUGUCGUACUGACACUGGCGGCCGUCCUCGUCUGCGUUCCCAUGGCCUAUCGAGAGAUCUGGCGCUGGCGCACUAUGCAGCAGAGAGCUGAACUGGCUCAGAAGCAAGCUUUCGACCCGAUGGACGUCAUCUACAUUGCAUCUCGACCAUUCACUAGUACUGCUGGCAUCAAAGCAGCUUCGAAAUUCAAGAGCACGAAACGCCAAAUCCUUACCCGCUGGUGUUUCGCGUACGCUACUACGCUUCCUGUCUUAUUUGUCCUGGGUCUAGGCUUGGCUGGCUUGUUCAGUGCUCUCUGCCAAACCAUAAUCUUGAAGACGAUUGAAAAAGAAGUGCCUAAGAUUGCAAAUGAAGUUGGGGGUUUUGCCGAUGAGAUUGUUGGCGCAAUUAACAACUCUUCUGCUGCCUGGGCUCACGGUGCCAACACUGUCAUCAACACCACCAACGCCAAGAUCAACAACGACGUCUUCGGCUGGGUCAAUACAUCAACAACCGCCGUGAACAAUACACUCAAUACCUUCACCGACGAAAUGAACAAGGCGUUGAAUGUGACAUUCGGUGGCACAAUCCUCUACAAACCCGUUCAAGGAUUGAUGGAAUGUCUCAUUGGACUCAAGAUCGCCGGUAUCGAGAAGGGCCUUACUUGGGUCCAUGACCAUGCCCACGUUGAUUUCCCUGGAUUCCGUCCAGAUGUAUUCUCUCUUGGUUCAGCCGCCAGCGUCGCUCCCGGCGCCGAUUCAACCGACUCAUUCCUCAGCAGCCCAGGUAGCGCCGCUGCCGACGAUGUUACAAACGCUGUCGUCAAAGUUGUUAACAAACUUCAAGAAGGAAUUAGAACAGAGGCUAUCAUAGCCGCAUGUCUAGUCAGCGUCUACUUCUUCAUUGUCCUCAUCGGCGUCGUAAGAGUCUUGAUUGCCAUGUGGAGCCGUGACAAAACCCGUGCCGAAGGUGGUCCUACCGACUACACAGGAAACAAUCGAGGUACCGUAUCUCCACGAAGCCCUCCUCAAAACUACGAGACCGCCAGAUUCCCCCAGUUCGGAGGCCCCGUGAGCGCGGUACAGCCGGAAAAGAGCCCAAAUGCGAACAUGGCUUGGGGUGCUGGCGGUGCUGGCGGGGCAGUUCCUAAUGAGCGAUUUGGAGAUGUGGGACUUAGGAGCGUCGAGGCUCAUAUCAAGCCCGGGCAUGAGAGGAAGAGCAGCCACGGGUAUCUAGAUGAGAAACGUCAGGAAUGCUAA
Molecule: messenger RNA, 2235 nt
Organism: Venustampulla echinocandica
Lineage: Eukaryota; Fungi; Ascomycota; Leotiomycetes; Helotiales; Pleuroascaceae
Exons: 1
Coding region: 1-2235 (744 amino acids)
Cellular component (GO): mating projection tip
Source: RefSeq, a predicted model, not a curated record